CACGAUUAUAAUUGCAGUAUAACUCAAUUAUCUUUCAGUUCGGGCCUACAUCAACACUAUAUUCAAACCUAUAUCUCACCGAGUCCACCCUAGUCACAGGUCCAAGCAGAAAGACCCAAACCCACCACCAUCAAUGCAUGACUCAAAUCUCACCACCCUCGAUGCAUUAGACAAUGGCGCAUCUUCACUCCAACCCCUCCUCCCCUACAUCAUCGCACUCAUCGUCCUCCUCCUCCCACUGACACCCUACCUCUGCUCCUCCCCCGAACCCCCACGCGGCUGUCGCCGCCUCGGCACCAAGAAGAGCAACAUCGCCGACGAAUACGACCCGCAAUACAGCGCAGGCACCCCCCGCGACGCCAUCGACCCCAAGACCGGUCUCCCCGCAUGGCGCAUCAAAGCGCUCUUCACCUACCCGAUCAAGAGCUGCACGGGGGUCGAGCUCGACAGCGCGGAGGUGAUCGACACCGGGCUGAAGUACGACCGGCUCUUCUGCUUUGCCGAGUACAUCGAGGCGAAGCAGCCUGCCACCACCACCACCACCACCACCACCACCUCAUCACACGACAACCAGAGCAAGGAAACCGGACACUGGACCGCGCGCACCCUCCGCGACCGGCACUUCUGCAACCUAGCCCUCGUGCGGCCCGAGAUCUGGGUCCCGGAUCCCACCUCCCCAACGUACUCCCCGUCCCUACCUGAGGUGCAGUCCCAGGGCGUGCUGGUCAUCCACUACCCGCGCACGCUGGGCCCCGGCCUCGCCCGCCUACCCCUCCUCCCCGCGCUUUUUAGAUUGGCUCUCACGCUGGGCCUGCUCCCCCGCGAGGAGUCCUUCCGCGUGCCCCUUGACCCCCACUCCGACCCCAAGCCUACAGAGGAAGGGGAAUACCGCCUCCGCCCCGUCAAAAUCUGGAAAGACACGCCACUCGCCCACGACUACGGACACCACCUACCCGCCUCUCUGCGCCGCUUCCUGGCCGAUCCAACCACCACGACGACCGACGCACAAAAACCACUCACCCUCUUCCGCGAGUCCGCCGCCCACCACCGCCCGAUCUUCCGGAACGCGCCCCCGAAACAGCAGCUGGGCUUCCAGACCGUCACCGGAUUUCAGGACGCGUACCCGCUGCACCUCCUCAAUCUGGCCAGCGUGCGCGAUGUGGCGGCGCGGUGUCAGACGGACAUUCCCCGGUUGACGGUGCGGCGGUUCCGCGCGAAUGUGGUCGUGCAGGGGCCCGGACGGUUUGAGGAGGAUGCGUGGCGGCGGGUUCGCGUCGGGGGGAGGGUUGGUUUUGAGGGGGAGGACACCGGUAAAGAGGACGAAGGGGUGGAGAUCCAUCUGGCGUGUCGGACGAUGCGGUGUCGGUUGCCGAAUGUCGAUCCGGAUACCGGGGUGCGCCAUCGCGCGGAGCCGGAUCGCACGCUGAAGGCGUAUCGACGGAUCGAUCGGGGGGAUCCCACGAAUGCGUGCUUGGGGAUGCAGUUGGUUCCGGCGGUUCGGAACUUCACGCUUCGCGUCAAUGAUCCCAUCACGGUCCUCGAGACGGGUGAGCAUUGCUAUAUCAAGAUGUUGGCGCCUGGGGAAGUGGUCGAAGGAGUCUGAUGGAAGGUUACAGUGGCUGGCGAAAGGCUAUAUUAGAAUAUGUAUAUCAUUGCAUUAAAUAAUCCCGUAGAAUUCAAAUUAUCGC
Messenger RNA from Aspergillus japonicus CBS 114.51, 1688 nucleotides. RefSeq names its product MOSC domain protein. Gene Ontology annotation, molecular function: catalytic activity; pyridoxal phosphate binding; molybdenum ion binding. Lineage: Eukaryota; Fungi; Ascomycota; Eurotiomycetes; Eurotiales; Aspergillaceae. Bases 134 to 1603 code for a protein of 489 amino acids. The transcript is spliced from 2 exons. The record is from RefSeq and is a predicted model, not a curated record.